AUGCCGAACAUUGCCCUCUCCGCCCGCCGCCUCUCCACCCUGGGUGGCGGCUCCCCCUCCAAGGCCAUGUUGGCCGGCGCUGGCGCCGUCCGCCGUCUCCAGACCCAACCCCAUAGCCCGUCGACCGCACCCCCCUCACCAAUGUCGGGCAUGGGCAUGAUGGGUGGACGCAAGCCCAGGCCAGAGGGUAACAUCGGCUCGGUCUUUGCGUCCCUCUCUGGCGAGCAGGAGGUUGUCCUCCCGGAGCGUUUCCUCGACCUCAAGCGUGAAAUCAUCGGCAGUGCAGACAACCAGGCCGCACUCAAGGCGGCAUGGCGCACCCUCAUCCCACGCCUCGCACAGCGUGCCGAAGAGGCCGAGAUCAAGCAGCAGGGCACCAUCCCGACCGUGUCCUACGACGCUCUCCUCAGCGGCGACGAGGCUGCCAUCAACCGCAUCAAGGAGUGCGGCACGGCUGUCGUCUCUGGUGUCGUCUCGGAGGCAGAGGCGACCGGUUGGCUGCGCGAACUGGAAGAGUACAUUGCCGCCAACCCCCAGGUCAACGGGUUCCCCACCGACGACAAGCAGGUGUUUGAGCUUUACUGGUCCAAGCCCCAGCUCGCUGCUCGUGCCCACCCGCGCGCCCUGGCCGUCCAGCGCGCCCUCUUGGGUCUCUUCUCGCUCGGUGCCAAGGGCGACGACACCGAGGUGUCCCUCGCCCCACUCAUGUACGCCGACCGCCUGCGGAUCCGCCACCCGGGCGACUCGCGCUUCGCCCUCGGCCCACACAUGGACGGCGGCAGCGUCGAGCGCUGGGAGGACCCCGAGUACCGUGCGGUGUACGCCAAGAUUCUCUCUGGCCAGUGGGAGGACUACUCGGCGUGGGAGAUUGGACACCGCGCGUCGGCCAUUCAGAACAUGUACGAAGGACCCGGUGCAUGUGGCGUCUUCCGUGCGUUCCAGGGCUGGACGAGCAUGUCCGACACUGGACCUGGUGAGGGCACUCUGCGUGUCUACCCCUUCUUGAAGGAGAUGACGGCGUACACCCUCAUGCGACCUCUGUUCAAGGAGAAGUCGCCCCGCUCCGCCCUCACCAAGGAGCAGUACCUCUCGCCUGAGAACUGGGAGCUGGACCUCGAGACGAGCGCCUUCCCCAACGCCCCGCCCGCGCGCAGCCAGGAGUUCAACGACGUCUCGCACCCGCACCUCGAGCUGUCGCGCUCGGUCGUGUCCAUCCCGCGCGUCCGCCCCGGCGACCAGGCAUGGUGGCACGCCGACGUCAUCCACGCCGUCGAGCCCACCCACGCCGGCAAGGGUCCCAGCGCAGUCAUGUACAUUCCCGCCGUGCCCGUGACGGCCAUCAACGCCGCGUACGUCCGCGACCAGCGCGAGGCGUUUGAGCAGCGCAUCCCCCCGCCCGACUUCCCCGGAGGUGUCGGCGAGCAGGGCUUCAAGGGCACCGGCACUGCCAGCGACAUUGUCGGCCUCGACGCGCGCAGGGCUGUGGGCCUCGAGAGCUUGGCGAUCGACCCCGACCUUCGUCACGGUGGCCGCGUCGCUCGCGAGACUGCCAACAAGAUCUUUGGCUUCUAA
Apiotrichum porosum is the source of this 1572-nucleotide messenger RNA. RefSeq lists its product as uncharacterized. The transcript has 3 exons. Lineage: Eukaryota; Fungi; Basidiomycota; Tremellomycetes; Trichosporonales; Trichosporonaceae. The record is from RefSeq and is a predicted model, not a curated record. Bases 1 to 1572 code for a protein of 523 amino acids.